AUGUUCGAGCGGCGACACGACGGGUCAGGCGGAUGCUUCGUGGACAUCGGCAUACAGGUGACCCAUCUGGUGUGGGCCGCAUACACGCUCGUCGAGAAUGCGGUGGCCGGUGUGCUGCAGCAGUGGGGGUACGAGCGCGUGCAUGACCACAACUUCCGCCUGUGUUUCCGGCAGAAGCCCGCGAUCUGGUCACGUAUCCCAAGGCUGACGCUCGACUUUGAGGGUCCGACUACUCGGCACGGGGAGCGCACACGCGCACACCUUGAAAUCCGCUCACGGGGCCUCUUCUUCAAUGUUGACAACGAGCAGUUGUUGUGCUUUGGCGUGUACCCCACAACCAUGGGCCAUACGACGGUCAUCGGAGCUAUGCAGCAGGUGGAUACGCGAUUUAUUUUUUACCUCAGGGCCAACACCAUCACCAUCCACCCGGAGAGCUGUGAGGAUGACACCGUGCCCACCCCGUCCGAGUGGUGA
Molecule: messenger RNA, 474 nt
Organism: Aegilops tauschii subsp. strangulata
Lineage: Eukaryota; Viridiplantae; Streptophyta; Magnoliopsida; Poales; Poaceae
Product: aspartyl protease family protein 2-like
Cellular component (GO): extracellular region
Source: RefSeq, a predicted model, not a curated record